AUGACAGCGCAGCAGCAGCCACCGUCGCAGCCUCCCCCAGUAGUCCACGUGGCAUUCGCCCGGGCCGCCUAUCGCCCGGGCGAAACCGUCAUCGCGACGAUCGACAUCGACAAUUUCGCUCCGUCGCCGUCGCCGCUCUCCGCCGCCGCCGCCUCCGCCGGCAUCGCAUUGCCGUCCUGGGCGAUCCCGCAGCGUGCGCCGAGGCGCGACGGCAUGAGCAGCAGCAGCAGCAGCAGCAGCGCGAUGGGCGGCAGAGUGGGAUCCGCGCCGUCGCUGACGAAAAACGCGUCGUUUAGCGGCGCGGGUGGGGGGCGGGCGAGCGAGGGCGAGUUCGGCACUGUAGGGGGUGUGCUUAUAGAGAAUCUGGUGGUGGAUCUUAAAGGCGUGGAGCGGCUCGACCCGUCGUGGAUCGUCCUGCCGAAAUCCAGCAGCGGCGCGCAGAGCAAAGGCGAGAGGGCGAUUCUAGAGAUGCAGCAUGUCACGCCUCCGGGCAGUGUAUCCGUUUCCAACCAUGCCAUCUCCAAUCGCCUCCUCUUUCCCAAUGCCUUGCCCCAUGCCAUGCACUGCCCUUGCCCCACGCCUUGCCCUGCCUGCAUGCCUCCUACCGAAACACGCCCAGCAGGCGAGAGGGUGAUUCUGGAGUCACAGCUCACAUCACUUGUCACCAACGUGGCCAUCCAACCCGGCACCAGCAAGACCUGUACGCCCCCCCUUCCCUUCCCCCUUUGCCUCCGAGCGCAGCUGCCGCGGGUGCUGCCCCCUUCCUACCGGGGCACAGCCGUGCGUUUUCACUACCAGCUCACUCUAGGGGGGGAAGUGGGGGGAGGAGGGGCGGGGAAGGGCGAGGAGGUGCGAGUGCCGCUGCGCAUCUGGACGCUGCCCAACCUGAGUGGGCUCACAGUGGAGGAACUGGACUCAGACGAUCACUACGGCGUGGGAGGCAUAGUGCCGACAGCGCCAGUAGAGGUGGAUAUUCAGUGGAGGGAGAGGAAGUCCCGGGCGGCACUCAUGGCCCCCCCACCACCACCAGAACCACCAGCAGCAGAGGAGGAUGAGGAGGAUGCAACCGCUGCAGCUGGCGCUGCUGAGAGCACCGGGGCAGUGGGAGGGGCGGCAGGGCGGCGCACAGGCAGCCCUGUGGCGGCCACCGCUACCGUCACAGAGGUCGGCGAAGGGGAGGUGGUAUCUGGUGCAGGCGGGCCUGGCCUGGCGGAGGGCGCACUUGCAGCAGCCACCAGUUCUGACACUGCUGCUGGCGGUGCUGUUGGGUCUGACGGCCUGCAGAGCCCGCACCUGACCCGCCUGUGGUCCGCCCCUCUCCCCACAGAGGAGGGUAGUCUUGCCGGGGGGACCCAGCAGGCGGGGGCCAACGAGCCCAUCGGGCGGUCCAAGUCCAUGACUGCUGGCAAGCAGUUCUCAGAGAAUGGCGGAGGGGGAGGCAGCUCUGAGUCCCUUUCUUCUUCUGCUGCUGACGGCCGGGGGGGCGGGGGAGGGGGAGGGGGAGCGGGAGGGGCAGGGGGGGCGGGAGCCGCAGGGGGAGGGGCAUGGGCGCGGUCAUCGUCGCUGCUGGAUUUGGAGCCAGACAGCCCCACGCUGUCAGAGCUGGGGGGGCAGGCGGGGGGAGGGCUGUUGUUUGGAGCGUAUGGGGGGGCGGGGAACGGGUAUGAGGGGGAGAGAGGGGGCGAUGGGGGCAGGGGAGGGGCGCUGUCGCUGCUGAACCGGCAGGAGGAGGAUGAGGGGCCGUUCAUCCCGCAGUCUCCUGGGCCAGGGGUGCGAGGGCGAACAUACAACAUCCGCAUAGACGACCAUGUGCUCGUGCGCUUCACCCCCAGGAACCCGCAGCCCGUGUACUAUCUGGGGGAUGUGGUGUCUGGCACUCUCUCCUUUCCCAUUGAGGGCGGCCCACGCAGAUGUCUCGAGGUGUCAGUGCUAUUGGAGAUGCACGAGGUCAUCAACCCGCGCGCCCUCCACACGUCUAGGAGAGUGGCUGCUGCUGCCUCUGCUGCUAAGACCCCCCUACACCUGCCGGUGUUGCAGAUGGAGCAUCACGAGGUGACAGCGGAUCUGCUCCACACGCACUUCAUCUUCACCAUCCCCUCCGACGCCGCCGCCUCCUUCGCCACGCCCAUCAUCUCACUGCAGUGGAUUCUUCGGUUUGAGUUCUGUGCGUCCACCAGGCGACCAGCACCACCCGGCAGCACCCCUGGCAGCGCGGGCAAGGGCAGGCAGCAGCAGCAACCCCCACAGCAGCAGCUGCAUGAGAGACCGCAUGCGCUGGCCAUGGGGGCGGAGACGGAGAGGGGCGAGUGGUCCAUGCCCAUCACCGUGCACGCGCCCCUGCCUAAAGUAACUCGUAAGUGA
Molecule: messenger RNA, 2361 nt
Organism: Closterium sp. NIES-65
Lineage: Eukaryota; Viridiplantae; Streptophyta; Zygnematophyceae; Desmidiales; Closteriaceae
Source: the annotation of a GenBank genome assembly